Molecule: messenger RNA, 2189 nt
Organism: Setaria italica (foxtail millet)
Lineage: Eukaryota; Viridiplantae; Streptophyta; Magnoliopsida; Poales; Poaceae
Product: synaptotagmin-5
Exons: 11
Coding region: 336-1862 (508 amino acids)
Cellular component (GO): endoplasmic reticulum
Molecular function (GO): lipid binding
Source: RefSeq, a predicted model, not a curated record
GCCCGCCUAGUCUUCGACUGGCCUGCCGGCCUGCCGUGCCCCGCCGAACAGCUCAGCUCAUCUCCCUGGCUCCCUCCGCCCCGCUCGUUAAUCACCACACUAACCACGCAAUUAAUCCCCUCCCAAAAACUCCCCCCCAUUCCCCGGCCACAAACCGCGAGCGCAAGCGCAGACGCAGACCCCCAUUCUCUUCUCCGCGAUUCGCCUCCCCAGAUCUCGGAGCCGCUUGCGGCGUAUGAGCAGCUAGCUAGCUAGGGGGAUCCGAGGCGUACUGGGCGGAGUGCGAGGUCGGCCGGCGGCGGGGGGACCGGGGGACGGGACGGCGGGGAGCCAGGAUGGGGCUGAUCUCCGGGAUGGUGAUGGGGAUGAUUGUCGGCGUCGCCAUCAUGGCCGGCUGGAGCCGCGUCAUGCUCCGGCGCAGCAGGAAGCGCAUCGCCAAGGCUGCGGAUAUCAAGGUGCUCGGGUCUCUCGGCAGGGACGACCUCAAGAAGCUGUGCGGCGACAACUUCCCCGAGUGGAUAUCCUUCCCGCAGUUCGAGCAGGUGAAAUGGCUGAACAAGCAUCUAAGCAAACUUUGGCCUUUUAUUGCAGAAGCUGCAACAGCAGUGGUUAAGGAGUCCGUUGAGCCAUUGCUAGAUGAUUACCGGCCUCCAGGAAUAAAAUCUCUGAAGUUCAGCAAAUUUUCUCUUGGAACCGUGUCACCAAAAAUAGAAGGUAUUCGUAUUCAAAAUCUUCAGCCAGGACAAAUCAUAAUGGAUAUAGAUUUCCGGUGGGGUGGUAAUCCAAGCAUAAUCCUAGCUGUUGAUGCUGCAGUUGCAUCACUACCUAUUCAGCUCAAGGAUCUUCAGGUCUACACUGUCAUACGUGUUGUAUUUCAACUGUCAGAAGACAUUCCUUGCAUAUCUGCUGUUGUUGUGGCUCUCCUUGCUGAUCCAGAGCCAAAAAUUCAGUACACCCUGAAGGCCAUUGGAGGAAGCCUAACCGCAGUUCCUGGACUUUCUGACAUGAUUGAUGAUACAGUCAACUCAAUUGUUUCUGAUAUGCUUCAGUGGCCACACAGGCUAGUUGUUCCACUUGGUGUUAAUGUUGAUACAAGCGAUCUGGAGCUUAAACCUCAGGGAAGACUUUCUGUUACUGUGGUAAAAGCAACUUCUUUGAAAAACAAGGAGUUGAUUGGUAAAUCAGAUCCUUACGUGAGACUGUAUGUGCGACCGAUGUUUAAGGUCAAAACACAAACCAGAGAUGAUGACCUGAAUCCAGUAUGGAAUGAAACAUUUGAGCUUAUUGUCGAAGACAAAGAAACCCAAUCUGUCAUUUUUGAGGUUUAUGAUGAAGACAAACUUCAACAAGACAAGAGACUGGGUGUGGCUAAACUAGCAGUGAAUGAUCUUGAACCUGAGGUCGCCCGUGAAAUCUCUCUGAAGCUGCUGCAUUCAGUAGAUCCACUUAAAAAUAGGGAUACCAAGGACAGAGGCACAUUGUAUGUUAAGGUCAUGUAUCAUUCGUUUACAAAGGAAGAGCAGCUGGAAGCCCUAGAGGCAGAAAAACAAGCCAUAGAGGAGAGGAAGCGACUUAAGGAGGCUGGGAUAAUUGGUAGCACAAUGGAUGCAGUUGGUGGCGCUGCAUCACUAGUUGGUUCCGGUGUUGGACUUGUGGGCACUGGCAUUGUUGGUGGUGUUAGCCUCGUUGGUUCAGGACUUGGUGCUGGCGCUGGGCUUGUUGGCUCUGGUAUUGGUGCAGUCGGCAGUGGCCUUGGCAAAGCCGGGAAAUUCAUGGGCAGGACUGUGGCGGGGCCUUUCAGCAUGUCCCGCAAGAACGCCAGCAGCUCUACUGCUCCCCAGCCCGAACAACCUUCCGCAUAGUCUGAAUGUCUGAUGUACAGUGAAAGGCAAUUCUCAUUUGUGACAGGGUUACCGUUCUACUUUCUGUAAGGCUGCUGCUAUCUAGGAUUAUACAGAGUUUUACGUUUGCAUUUAAGCGUACCGCCCUCCACCCUCCACGGCAUUGGUUAUAUGAAAUAUCUGCUGGUUUAUUUUGUUCAUCGCGCUGGAACUUUUAUAGUGAAGGAAACUGUAAAUUAGAUUGAGCUUCGACAUUUAUGUAACAGUGCAGUCGUAUUGAAGUUAAAGGUGACGUGCCACUCUGAUAUUAGUCUAUUUAUGUUAAUUGUUACUAUGCUCUUAGUUUUC